Molecule: messenger RNA, 3450 nt
Organism: Solanum lycopersicum (tomato)
Lineage: Eukaryota; Viridiplantae; Streptophyta; Magnoliopsida; Solanales; Solanaceae
Source: RefSeq, a predicted model, not a curated record
AUGGCUCGCACGCGAGGCGGUGCGUUCGGGGUAGAUGCACCUGGAGCCUCAGCUUGGGGUAGACGUCGACCACGAGGUCGAGGUAGGGCUGCAGUACCUACCCGGGAUAUGGAGGAGGAGCCUCAUGCAGCGCAUGUACCGCCACAGCCAGUGGGGCCGGGGCCUGCCCAGCCACCACCCGCACCAGUUGCAGCACCUGAUCUUCAUUCCCUCUUGACUCAGAUAUUAGCAGCUAUUGGGGAUAUGCGACAGGCACCAGCACCAGCAGUACCAGCACCAGUGCUGCAAGAUCAGCCGCCACCAGUUCAUGUGGCUGCCCCACAAGACUUAGAGGUUACAGAGAUGCCACUGCGGGAUCAGAAGAUGCUUGGGGUAUUUCAGAGGUUGGCACCGCCUAUAUUCUUAGGGGCGAUUGGAGAGGACGCUCACGAGUUCCAACUCACUUGCCAGGAGCAGUUACAGUCAUUAGGCCUUUUGGAGUCGAGAGGAGCUGACUUUACCGCUCAUCAGUUCCGUGGGCCAGCCAGGCAGUGGUGGCGCACGUAUCGAGAGUCUAGGCCAGUUGGAUCUCCUCCUAUAUCUUGGAGUGAGUUCUCAGAGGCUUUCUUGGCCCGAUUCAUGCCACGGAGCGUCAGAGACAGGCUUCGUGAUCAGUUCUCUAGAUUGGAGCAGGGAUCUAUGACCGUUUCAGAGUAUGAGGCGAGGUUCCAUGAGUUGUCUCGCCAUGCUACUAUGAUCCUGCCCACCGAGGGAGAGAGAGUUUGUUGUUUUGUACGUGGGUUGCGAUACCCUUUGAGGGUUGACACAGAGCAUAUGGUUUCAGCUGGCCGUUCUUUUCUUGAUGUGGUUGAUCAUGCCCGAUCCAUGGAGCAUAUUCACCAUGAGGCCCAAGGGGGCAGCGAUAAGAGGGCACGCUACCAGGGCAGCUAUAGCGAGUCGCAGACUAGGGGGAGGGACUCAUAUGAUAGGCCACGUCAAGGUUCCAGCAGGGUCAAACCAGUCGGCCUAUUCAGGCGGCAUUACCUAUUUCUGAGGGAGGUCAAUAUCAGCAGAGUGGUCCUAGUACAGGCCAGAAUUCGAGGGGAUCAGAUUCUUUUCCUCCAUGCCGCGGUCGGAGAAUGCCCCCGGCGAGGUCGGGGGGUGAUUGUACCAGCUCCACCUACUUCUAAACCAAUUUCAGCCGUGUCUUCUUCGGCUAGAGGAGGUGGUCAGAUUCAGGACCGUCGAGAGAGUCGACAGGUUACCAGGGGUGGAGCUCGGGGAGGCAGGUCAGGUGGUAGACCGGGUGCACCAGGUAGAGGUGCUCAGGGCCAUUUCUACGCUGCCCCGACAAGGGCGGCGGCUGAGGCAUCUGACGAUGUCAUCUCAGGUACGCUCUUCUUGUGCCAUCAGCCUGCUACAGUAUUAUUUGAUCCAGGGUCCACAUUCUCGUAUGUAUCUAUUUAUUUUGCUCCCCGAUUGGGUAUGAGGUCCGAGUCUUUGGCAGAGCCGGUUCAUGUUUCGACCUUGAUAGGUGAGUUCUUAGUAGUGGAUCAAGUAUUGCGAUCUUGCUUAGUGACCAUCCAGGGUUAUGAUACUAGAGCUGAUCUUAUUAUGCUAGAUAUGAUUGAUUUUGAUGUGAUUUUGGGCAUGGACUGGUUAUCCCCAUAUCAUGUGGUCUUGGAUUGCUAUGCCAAGACUGUUACCUUAUCCAUGCCUGGUGUUCCCCCGGUAUUGUGGCAGGCUGCUUAUAGUCACACACCGACGGGGAUAAUCUCUUUUAUUCGAGCUAGGCGGUUGGUUGCUUCUGGGUGUUUAGCGUAUUUGGCCCACAUCAGAGAUGUGAGUAGGGAGGGCCCUUCAGUUGACUCAGUUCCUGUGGUUAGAGAGUAUGAAGAUGUGUUCCCUACGGAUCUACCUGGCCUACCCCCAGAGCGUGACAUUGAUUUUGCUAUAGAUUUGGAGCCUGCCACUCGUCCUAUUUCUAUUCCGCCUUAUCGGAUGGCUCCUGCAGAGCUCAGAGAGCUCAGUGUUCAGUUAAAGGACCUCUUAGAAAAGGGGUUCAUUCGUCGGAGUGUGUCGCCUUGGCGUGCUCCUGUUCUACAGCUGAACAAGGUGACGGUGAAGAACUGUUACCCUAUGCCUCGUAUAGAUGAUUUGUUUGAUCAGCUUCAGGGUGCCGUCGUAUUUUCUAAGAUUGAUUUGAGGUCCGGAUACCAUCAGCUAAGGAUUAGAGCAGCAGACAUCGCUAAGACUGCAUUUAGGACUCGUUACGGUGAUUAUGAGUUCCUUGUGAUGUCUUUUGGGUUGACUAAUGCCCCAGCCGCCUUUAUGGACUUGAUGACACGUGUGUUCAGGCCAUACCUUGAUUCAUUUGUUAUCAUCUUCAUUGAUGACAUAUUGGUAUAUUCGCGGAGCCGGAGUGAGCAUGAGCAACAUUUGAGGAUAGUGCUCCAGACUUUGAGAGAUCAGCAGCUUUAUGCCAAGUUCUCAAAGUGCGAGUUUUGACUUGCGUCUGUAGCAUUCUUGGGGCACGUGGUGUCCAAGGAGGGUAUUAGGGUAGAUCCGACGAAGAUUAAAGCUAUUCGUGAUUGGGACAGACCCACUUCUGUUACUGAGGUUCGUAGCUUUGUCGGGUUAGCGAGUUACUACAGGCGUUUUGUUGAGGGCUUUUCUACUAUUGCAGCUCCUUUGACUCGCUUGACUCGCCAGGAUAUUCCCUUUGUGUGGUCGGAGGAGUGUGAGAUGAGCUUUCUGAAGCUCAAGGAGUUGCUUACUAGCGCUCCUAUAUUGACUCUUCCGAUUGAGGGUGAGGGUUUCACGAUUUAUUGUGAUGCGUCUGGUGUUGGUGUGGGUUGUGUAUUGAUGCAGCAGGGUCGGGUUAUUGCGUAUGCGUCGAGGCAGCUUAAGGUCCAUGAGCGCAACUACCCCACCCAUGACUUGGAGUUGGCAGCGGUAGUUUUCGCGCUUAAGAUUUGGAGGCACUACUUGUAUGGAGUUCGAUGUCAGAUCUAUACUGACCACAAGAGUCUUCAGUACAACAUGAACCAGAGGGACCUUAAUUCGAGGCAGCGUCGUUGGAUUGAGCUCCUGAAGGAUUAUGAUCUCUCCAUUCUCUAUCAUCCGGGCAAGGCGAACGUGGUAGCAGACGCCUUGAGCCGAAAGGCGGUGAGUUUGGGUAGUCUAGCCUUCUUAUUUGCAGGUGAAAGACCCUUGGCUUUGGACAUUCAGUUUUUAGCCAAUAGCAUGGUUCGAUUAGAUAUAUCAGAUUCUAGACGCGUCUUGGCUUAUAUGGGAGUUCAGUCUUCUUUGUAUGAUAGGAUCCGUGGUUGUCAAUUUGAGGAUAAGGCCCUGGGGUCCCUUAGAGAUCGAGUUUUAGCGGGUAAUGGUGAUCAGGCUACCUUAGAUCCUGGUGGAGUUUUGAGAUUCGCUGGUCGCAUUUGUGUCCCGAGAGUUGGAGAUUUGAUAUAG